This is a messenger RNA of Megalops cyprinoides (Indo-Pacific tarpon), 3167 nucleotides long. It is a transcript of the gene pak5, whose product is annotated as p21 protein (Cdc42/Rac)-activated kinase 5. Lineage: Eukaryota; Metazoa; Chordata; Actinopteri; Elopiformes; Megalopidae. The coding region runs from base 408 to 2696 and encodes 762 amino acids. Gene Ontology annotation, cellular component: cytoplasm. The record is from RefSeq and is a predicted model, not a curated record. Gene Ontology annotation, molecular function: protein serine/threonine kinase activity; ATP binding. Gene Ontology annotation, biological process: cytoskeleton organization; apoptotic process; intracellular signal transduction. The transcript has 11 exons.
UCUGAGCUUACUCUGCUGGGUGGCCACACCUGUCAUCUUUUAAAGCGAGGAAGCGCUUUUACCAGCGUAGCGCGUUAUUUAGCGAGCAGCCGCGGAUGUUGCCGUGUUUCGAAUACGAUGCGUUUGCCAAACUGCGCGGUCUUCCGUGAUCUCUCACCCGUUCCCUGGCGUUUAUUGCGAGCACGGCUUCGCUCAGGUGCUCUCGUUUCUAAGCGCUUGGGUUGCCCGAAGCUCCGCACCACAACAGCCCGGAUGUAGCACACUGUCUUCGCAUCAAUACCGGAGUGUAAAGCACACUGGACAGUGAUAACAUGGCGCUGGCAGCAACAUAACGGUGCCCACAAUAAUAAUCCAAAAAAAUAUUCUAACCAACAGGACAUGUGAGGUCUUUAAAAGGCAGGUAAUGAAUGAUCACCUUUUGCAUAAAACCAGGAGGUUUCAAACUCAGUUCCUGGAGGGCCGGUUUGUCAGGCUUUUCCAACAUGUUUGGAAAGAAGAAGAAGAGGCUGGAGAUAUCGGCUCCCUCCAACUUCGAGCACCGGGUCCACACGGGCUUCGACCACCGCGAACAGAAGUUCACGGGCCUACCCCAGCAAUGGCAAAGCCUGCUGGCCGACACCGCCAACCGGCCCAAACCCAUGGUGGACCCCUCUUACAUCACACCCAUCCAGCUGGCCCCUAUGAAGAUAUCUCCCAAGAAAGUCCGGUCGUCUGAAACGCCCUUGCGAAAAACCAUCGUGCGCGGGAGCAGGCCGCAGAAGGACGCCUCCAUCAACGGCCUGCUGGAGGAGUUUGACAGCAUCUCCGUCACCCGCUCCAACUCCCUGCGCAAGGAGAGCCCGCCGGCGCCGCACCAGCCCGGCGCCAAGCCCGCCGGCCCCCCGCCCGAGGAGAACGGCUUCGGCCACUACUACGCCCGCUUCUCCUGCGACCUGGACAGCUCCCGGGACUUCCCGGCCGAGGGCUACAAGGACCGGGCGGGGCUGGAUGGGGAGUGGGGCGCGGGGCGGCCCUACAGGCCGGGCAAGCAGAACGGCCACUCCAUAAGGAGCCCCUUCUACCCGGACGCCAUGCCGCAGAAGUCGGACUAUGCUAAGAUGCCGCCGGACUACCACACCUACCUGGAGUCCAAGGUGAGGUCGGACGAGCUGGCGGGCGGCGGCAGGGACUACUACAGGGCCUCGGUGGGAAGCUCCGCCCAGGACUACCGCGAGCAGCCGCUGGGCACGCCCUCGCGGGCCUCCCUGCACAGCGAGCAGGCCCACUACCCCCCCGACGGGGACUGGGGGUACGGGUACCCCCGCGAGGACUACGAGAAGCGACCAAAGUCGUCCUACGUGACUCAGACCAGCCCCCAGCCAGCCAUUCGGCAGCGGUCCCGCUCCGGCUCCGGCCUGCAGGAGCCCAACCUGCCCUAUGGGGUCAGCGCCUUCAAAUCCACGCAGCAGGGCCAUUCCUACAGCUCCUACACCUACCCCCGACUCUCCGAAAACAUCAGCGCCUCCCAGGGGAUGACCAAGGGGGAGUAUGACAGGAUGUCCCGGGAUGGCAGCCCCACGGUACCCGGAGCCGAGACCUACCCCCGCGGACCUCUCAAACUACCUCAGAGCCAAGGCAAGCCAGGCUAUCCCAGCAGCUUCCAGUACCCCCCCACGUUCCACUACAAGCCCUCCCCCUACCACCACCCCCCAUCCCAGCCCAGCCCACCCUACACACCUCAGGGCGCCUACUCCCAGCCCUCGUCGCCCUACAUCCCGCCCGGGGCAUACCCGCCUCCCAGCUGGGGCUCGGCCUCGGACCAGCAGCCCUCGCGGGUGUCUCACGAGCAGUUCCGGGCGGCCCUGCAGCUGGUGGUGAACCCGGGCGACCCGCGCGAGUACCUGGACAACUUCAUCAAGAUCGGGGAGGGCUCCACGGGCAUCGUGUGCAUCGCCACGGAGAAGCACAGCGGCAAGCAGGUGGCGGUGAAGAAGAUGGACCUGCGGAAGCAGCAGAGGAGGGAGCUGCUCUUUAAUGAGGUGGUUAUAAUGAGAGACUACCACCACGAAAAUGUGGUCGACAUGUACAACAGCUACUUAGUCGGGGAUGAGCUGUGGGUUGUCAUGGAGUUCCUGGAGGGCGGGGCGCUGACUGACAUCGUCACUCAUACAAGGAUGAACGAGGAACAGAUUGCCACCGUCUGUCUGUCCGUCCUGAGGGCGCUGUCUUACCUUCACACGCAAGGGGUCAUCCACAGAGACAUCAAGAGUGACUCCAUUCUUCUCACCAGCGACGGACGGAUAAAACUGUCAGACUUUGGGUUCUGUGCCCAGGUGUCAAAGGAAGUUCCAAAGAGGAAGUCUCUGGUCGGCACUCCUUACUGGAUGGCCCCAGAGGUCAUUUCAAGGUUGCCCUAUGGCACUGAGGUGGACAUUUGGUCCUUGGGGAUCAUGGUGAUAGAGAUGGUGGACGGGGAGCCCCCCUACUUUAAUGAGCCCCCCCUCCAAGCCAUGAGGAGGAUCCGGGACAACCUCCCACCCAGGUUAAAAGAGCCCCACAAGGUGUCAUCCAUCCUGCGGGCCUUCUUGGACCUGAUGCUGGUGAGGGAGCCGUCUCAACGGGCCACCGCCCAAGAGCUCCUGCAGCACCCUUUCCUCAAGCUGUCCGGCCCCCCCUCCUGCAUCAUACCCCUCAUGAGGCACUACCGCCACCGCUGACCGGCCAGCAGGGCGGCGCCAUCCUUCACCGAAAAACUCAACUUCUGAACACUGACACCUUUACCAUAGCGUAGCGUAGGAAAAAAAAAAAGGAAAAAAGAAAAACCUGUCAGCUCCUGUUUUAAAAAGUAAAUAAAUAAAUAAGAUACCUGCUUCUGGAUGCAGCCUUCCGUGAAGGGCGCGCUGACGCCGGCCUUCUCCAGGCAGAGGUAAAGCAGAGGCCUGUGUGACGGGCGUUUGGAGCUGUUUUCUCUUUCAGAGGCAGUGCGGUUAGACUCACAGUGUGCAGUGAGCGAGUUAGCCGUCGACUAGCGCUUUAGGGGAUGCGGAAAGAUGGUCUGCCCCUCAGACGAGUGAGGUCGAUAGAGCCCUGGGAACGGCCACUCGGCUGUCAGAAUAACAGAUUGCAGCUCGUUCGGGGCCUGUUCGAGGAGCCGCGCUUAACCGAAAGUUGUGAGGCCAUUUCGCACU